Molecule: messenger RNA, 2482 nt
Organism: Octopus bimaculoides (California two-spot octopus)
Lineage: Eukaryota; Metazoa; Mollusca; Cephalopoda; Octopoda; Octopodidae
Product: small COPII coat GTPase SAR1B
Biological process (GO): intracellular protein transport
Molecular function (GO): GTPase activity; GTP binding
Source: RefSeq, a predicted model, not a curated record
AAAUUAACUUCGAUCCUCGUCUACAUUUAGUGCAGCCAUUUUGUUUUGAUGUGCAAACCCAACGAAAGGUCUCAAGUAUGUUUAUGAUUGAAUGGAUUACCAACAUCCUAAAUUUUAUGGGUUUGUAUAAAAAAUCUGGCAAACUCGUAUUUCUUGGCCUGGACAAUGCUGGAAAGACUACAUUAUUACACAUGCUCAAAGAUGAGCGAAUGGCACAACAUGUACCAACAUUACAUCCCACGUCUGAAGAGUUAACAAUGGGUGGCAUGAGAUUUACAACAUUCGAUUUAGGAGGACAUCAACAAGUUAGACGAGUUUGGAAAGAUUAUUUCCCAGCAGUGGAUGGUAUUGUAUUUCUUGUUGAUGUUUGUGAUAAGGAGAGGUUCAUUGAAGCAAAAGCUGAAUUGGAUAGUCUGCUGACAGAUGAACAAGUUGCUAAUGCUCCUAUUUUAAUUCUUGGUAAUAAAAUUGAUAAAGCUGGAGCUGCCAGUGAAGAUGAAAUUCGCAUUAGUUUUGGAUUACAUGCUCAAACAACAGGAAAGGGUACUAGCCCCCGCAGUGAGUUGCAUGGCCGACCUAUGGAACUGUUUAUGUGCAGCAUCCUAAAACGACAAGGCUAUGGAGAGGGCUUUCGGUGGAUGGCCCAAUAUAUUAAAUGACUUGUGUUUACUUUAGUUGGAAGUGGACUUCAAAUAAUUAGCCUGUGAAAAAAAAAAAGAAAAUGACAAUUAAACAGGGAUUUUGUUUGACAACAGACUGAUUCUAGGUGCAUGAUUGAAAAAAAAUACUAUUCACCCUCCAUUUCAUAACAUGACAGACUCUGACACUGACAGAUUUUCCUGAAAUUUCCCUUCUAACUAUUUGUUUUAAGUUGCGAUGACAACUGGAAAUAUGCUAAUGUUUUGAUUGGCUGGUGAUGGUUGUCCACUCAUUUGCCAUGUAGUUGUUCUUUUCUAACAAAACAUCAGAAUUAAAUUAAAAUUUAUAAAUUACAAUGCUUUUAAUGCAUUGUUAUUUCUCUAACAGAAUUUAUGGGAUUUUUAAAAAGUUUUUUUUUUAACUAAUUAAAGAACUUAGUUUAAAAUCUAAUUUAGCAAAGUUAAUGCACUUUUUUCCUCCUUUUUUCCCUCACAAUUUUAUAAUUAAUUGUGGCUUCAUCUGAUGUUAAAAAUUUCUAUAUUUGCUAAUAUCAUAGGUUUUCUUUGAAAUACAAAUCAAUUUCUUACUCAUUAUCUUUGUUAUGGGUAUUUUUUUUAAUUUGAAAUUUGGUUAUUCCUUCAACCCUUGCAUUAAUUAUUCCAAAGUUGUUUAUUUUUCAAAUGAAUAUAUAUUUAUGUGUUAAUGAUUUUUAAUCUUAACUUCCAAGAAACUUCUCCGCUGAGAUCUGAAUUUAAGUUAACAUUGAGAACUGUAUUGUACUUUCCUCUUUUUCUAAACAAUUCAAUUAUAAAUUUAGCAAAUUUCGUUUUGAUUAGAGCAAUUUCCAAUUCUCACAUUGCUUAUUUUCAUUUUGUCGUGUGAAAGUGCCUUUGCCAAACUGAAUUGACUAAGAAUGUUGAUUAUGCUCUGCUCAAUGUUUUGACAUGCAACAUAGCACCUCUUAAAGAAGGUGCAUCUGGUUGACAAAACAACAAUGAAUUCGUAUCAAGUGUCUUUUGUAUGGCUCUUAAUUUGUCAAGCAAUCCAAUGCAAAUAUCAUGUGAUCUUCAAAGGAAGAAAGUAUCAGUGUAAAUCUCUUGAGCUAUUUUCUAGAAACUAUUUUUCUUCCUCUUUGAGAACUAUGAAUUGCUCAAGUGUCUGUUCGGAUGUAAAUUUAUGUAGUUAUCUGUAUUCUUUGAUGGAUUUAAAGAAAAAAAAUUGAGCAAAUCUGGAUCUUCAGUAAUAAUUUGUUUUGUGGAAAUUAAAGCUAUGUUGUGCACAUUCUAAGAGAUUCUAAUGAAAAGUCAACAAAGAUUCUAUUUGACUGCUGGCACAAAUACAAUGGGAGAUUCACUCAUUUCUUGAGCGAUGUGUGGAAGAAGUUAUUUUUGUUUCAGUAAGUACUAAUAGCUAAAUCAAACCAAUUUAGGCUUCAAGAUAUAUAUCUCUACAUCUCAGUACAUUUGUUUCUUUAAUAUAUGAUCUGCAUAGUUACUAAUCUUUAUUUAUUUUUUUUUUUUUUAAACUUUUAGUGUGAUUAUUUGAGUAAAAUUUUAGGAUACUAUAAAAAAAAUUAACUUUCUUUGCGUAAUAAAUCAUUUAUAUAUAUAAUAUAUAUGUGAAUGGUUAUUACAAUUGAGAUUGAAAUGGGAUGGUAACAUACUCAUUUCCUUCCUGAAUGCUCAUCUAAAUUUUAUAAUUUGUUAAUUCUUGAAAUGUAAUUAUCUUGAAGUGAGUUUUUCCCCCCCCUUCUUUAAAUAUUAACUUCGUCUACAGUGUAUUUUCCUGCUAAAUGGGGAAAAAUUACAUUCGAAAGGAAUUAAAGUUGAUUAUUGUUUAAAAA